Verruconis gallopava is the source of this 1663-nucleotide messenger RNA. RefSeq lists its product as uncharacterized. Lineage: Eukaryota; Fungi; Ascomycota; Dothideomycetes; Venturiales; Sympoventuriaceae. The transcript has a single exon. The record is from RefSeq and is a predicted model, not a curated record. The coding region runs from base 482 to 1630 and encodes 382 amino acids. Gene Ontology annotation, molecular function: hydrolase activity.
GGUCACUUUAACGGCCGUUGUGAUUUGUCAACCCAACAGACUUGGACCAGCCACGCUCGCAUUUCCCGCCCUCAGCAGAUUUGAUCGCGGGGAGAACCUCGCGCGACGGCCUUUGUAAAGCGCACCGUUGAUCUGGAAAAAGCCGUACCGCCUCGGGGUACUGCGCACAUCAGAUCAGGGACUAAACAAAAGAGAGGGGGACGAAAGGGAAAAAAAAAAAAAGAAACAAUUUCUUUUUCCUCUUUUGCAAGGGUGGAAAAAAAGAACGAAAAGAAAGAAGGUGGCCUCUGGGUUGCGAAAAAAGCUUUGCGAGCCCUUGGUCAACCCCACACAAAUUUCAUAUUCCGAGCGACGACGAGGACGGCGGCAGCGGUGGCAAGAGGCAGCAGUCGGAGCGACAGCAUCCUACAAAACGCAACUCGCCCCUCUGGGCAUUUCGAAGGGACCCGCAGGUUUCGACGAGGGGCUUGGAACGGCGAGCAUGGCGAGCGGGCAGCGGCAGCGCGCCGAGGGCGCGGACGGCAUCAAGACGCGGUUCCUGAUCAUGUCGGACACGCACGAGGGCUUCCAGCACCGACUUGGGCGGACGGCGCCGUGGGCGGGCGCGGACGGGUCGUUUCGGCCGCCGCUGCCGCGGGCGGACGUGCUCAUCCACUCGGGCGAUCUGACGAUGGUGGGCACGAUGGAGCAGUACCGCGGCGCGCUGCGGCUGCUGGCCGGCGUGGACGCGGAGCUCAAGCUCGUCGUCGCGGGCAACCACGACCUGUCGCUGCACGGCGCGUACUACGUGCACGACGCGACAGCGCGGCGCAUCGCGGGGCGGCACUACGACGCGGCGGACGCGCGGCGGGCGCGCGAGCUGUGGACCGGCGACGAGGCGCGCCGCGCCGGCGUCACGUAUCUCGACGAGGGCGCGCAUGUGUUCACGCUCGCCUCCGGCGCCCGCCUCGCCGUCUACGCAUCGCCCUGGCAGCCCUUCUUCCACAACUGGGCCUUCAACUACCCGCUGACCGAGGACCGGUGGAACCCGCCAGAGCGCAUCGUGACGUCGGAGCUGACGCCCGAGGUGGCGCCCGCGCCGCCGCACCGUGACCCGCACCCCAUCCCAGACGGCGCGGAUCUGGACGUCGUCAUCACCCACGGCCCGCCCUACGGCCACCUCGACGCAACGUCGAGAGGCGCUCGCGCAGGCUGCCCGCACCUGCUCAACGCCUUGAACAGGGUCCGCCCGCGGAUGCACUGUUUCGGCCACAUCCACGAGGCCUGGGGUGCCGAGCUCGUCACCUGGAGCCCCGCGGACACAGGUGCGCGUGUGGGCGGCAGCGCCACCGCCCCCGUUGGUAGGUUCGGCGAGACGACGGAGGUGCUGGGCUCGCUGGUGCCGGGUCCCAACCGCCAAACGCCGUCCGACAAGGACGCCAUCGAACGCAGAGCCAACUACCUCGACGUCAGCUCCGACUCGAAGCGCCCGCUGCGCGCCGGCAGUGAGACGCUUCUCGUCAACAGCUGUAUCAUGGACCUAGGCUACGACACGAACGGUUCCGCUUGGCUAGUCGACAUGGACCUGCCAAGGGCUGAGGCAGCGUCGGGAACGGGCCAUAUUCACGGCGCUCGUGACGCCAUGAUCUAAACAGCAUAGAGCAAACGAAUAGAAGAUCUUGAC